AUGUUUUACUUCCACUGUCCGCCACAGCUAGACGGUACUGCACCCUUUGGCAAUCACUCUCCAGGAGACUUCGACGAUGGCUUUCUGCGCAGGAAGCAGCGCCGGAACCGGACCACAUUUACUCUACAGCAGCUGGAAGCUCUUGAGGCAGUUUUUGCUCAAACACACUACCCCGAUGUCUUCACCAGAGAAGAGCUAGCCAUGAAAAUAAACCUCACAGAAGCCAGAGUGCAGGUUUGGUUCCAGAACCGACGGGCCAAAUGGAGGAAAACAGAGAGAGGGGCUUCUGACCAAGAGCCAGGAGCCAAGGAGCCCAUGGCAGAGGUGACGCCACCACCUGUGAGAAACAUCAAUUCCCCACCCCCGGGGGACCAGGCCCGGAGCAAGAAGGAGGCCCUGGAAGCCCAGCAGAGCCUGGGGAGAACUGUGGGUCCGACGGGACCUUUCUUUCCUUCUUGCUUGCCGGGGACCCUCCUGAAUACAGCCACAUAUGCCCAGGCCCUGUCACAUGUUGCUUCCCUGAAAGGGGGCCCUCUGUGCUCUUGCUGUGUCCCGGACCCCAUGGGGCUGUCGUUCCUUCCCACCUACGGCUGCCAGAGCAACCGCACAGCCAGCGUGGCUGCCCUGCGCAUGAAGGCUCGGGAGCAUUCGGAGGCCGUCCUGCAGUCGGCCAACCUCCUGCCCUCUGCCAGCAGCAGCCCCAACCCCACGGCCAAGCCGGCGCCCCCUGAUGGAAGCCAGGACAAGAAUCCUUCUGCCAAGGAACAGAGUGUGGGGGAGAAGAGCGUAUGAGGGUCCUCAGUGAGCGUCCAGGCCCGAGGCGCCCUCCCCUUUCCCCUGCUUCUCCCAGCCUCAGCCCCUGUGGAAGACUCUCCUAAAAGCAAAGGGAAGCCUGCAGCCCAGGGUCUCUCUUGGACUCUGGAAAAGAGGUAGACCCACAGCUCUCCUGGCAUCCGGAGAGUGCCUCUGGAGUCCUACCGGUGGGGCCGUGUUGUCCUGGCUUCUUUGUUGACAAGUCCAGAUGAAACUCAUGGGCACCAGAGCCCACUGUGUGGUGAGACCCCUGGGGUUUUCACCUGGUCCCAGAAGUCUUGGAGGGAAGAAGAGUUGCUCACCCCCUCACCUUUCUGUCCCUUUCCUGGGCUGCUUUUGUAGGUCUUACCAACCCAAAGAACUGGUGUGGGUCAUCCUUGAGAGAUGCUCAGGGCUGAAUCUUGUGCUUUGAAUGAAGUAGGACUAUGCCCGUUACAUUAAGAGCCAGGAAACUGGUGUAAUCCCAACUAAGUUUUACUGCCCUCCGCUAAGACUAGCAGCAAUGCUCCCUCCCCUUUCUCUUGUUGGAAGACAUUGGUUGUAGGCUGGGUUAGAUUAGAUGGUGAGAAGAUGUAGGGUGAGGAGGGGCUGGCACAGCCUGUCCCAGGCACUUCUGGCCAGGGAGGCUGGGCUAAUCAGACAGGCCACCAGCUCCACCAACUGGGACCACCAUCAUGACUGCAGGCGCGAGUGAGUGUGGACUCCCACCAUGAAGUGCCCGCCUACAAGCCCCGCCUCUCUGGACCACACCUCUAGCUUGGUGGGAGGUUGACCGGUGGAAAGCAGUGCUCUGAUCUAGAGAAUGCUGAGAGUGCUCAGAGAGAGAAAUCUUCCACGAACGUCUCUGACAUAAGGACACAUCUGGAUGAACUACCUUUCCUCAGGUCCCUGGCACGUGGAGGGGCCUCUCCAGUGGUAUUAUUUAUUGAUUUUUUUUUUUUUUUUUACAGAAGGAGAAAGAAAAGUAGGAAGCAAGAGGAGAAUGGUGUAUAUGGAGAAAUGGAGUAUGGGGAAGAGGGCUUCCUUGUGGUGUGAAGAGAAUUCAUUCCAAAGGGCCAAAUUUCAUAGAGAUUUCAGUUUCGAUCUACUGGGUGUGUUUUCUCUCAUGUCGAUAGUAAACUUGAAGAGAUCCAAGGGAAAAUGUGCAAUAGCAUGAGCUCUGUCACUCUCUGGCAGGGGUUUCUGGUUGCAGUUUCGGAUGGCUUACUGAUGGCGUUUCCAUGCAAACCGUUAUUGCUUUUAUGACACUUAUUUUCCCCUAAGUUAUAAUCAAAAUGUUCUACCUUCAGAUCACCCUGCUCCCCUUAUAACCCCCCAUCCAGAAGUCCCCCACUGAUACUCCCGAGUGUAUCGUGCUUCGUCUCUGAUGACCGCCAAGCAUUUGAUAAAAUACACUGUCUCCUUAAAAAGAAAAAAAAUCAAAUCCUUCUUCCUGCUGUAUUUUGCUUGUUGAGUACAAAGAUGAAACGAUUUGCCAAAAAGCAGCAGAGUCGCUUCCGUUUCCCUGUAAUUACGAAUGUUGGGUUGAACGAUGUAAGCUCAAGCCCUUAUGUACACUAACUCUUCAAUCUAAUUGUUUGAUUAAACUCGUAUUUCCUCCAGAAAGGUACAUAAAUAAGUGAACUGUUGAGCAAAUUAAGAAUACUUAACAGCAUUGCAUCUGAAAAGUAGUUACGCUGAUUAAAUUUUGUGUCCUUGAGGACUUUCAGGAAAUUACUUUUGAUCGUCAAUAACACAAUUAAGUAAACUACACACACAUUAGCAUGAAUAAUUGAUAAGAAAUUAUGUAUUACCACGAAGCACUGAUUUAAUAAUUCAUGAUGCGACACUCUAGUGACUGUGCAAAACUGGAAAACAUCGAAAAGUCUGCCUGAUGUUACUGAAAGGAGAAAAAUCAGCACCAGACCUCUGCAGAGAUAUCAAGUACUUAGUUUUGUUGUACAA
This is a messenger RNA of Canis lupus familiaris (dog), 2757 nucleotides long. RefSeq names its product dorsal root ganglia homeobox (gene DRGX). Gene Ontology annotation, molecular function: RNA polymerase II transcription regulatory region sequence-specific DNA binding; DNA-binding transcription factor activity, RNA polymerase II-specific. Gene Ontology annotation, biological process: regulation of transcription by RNA polymerase II. The coding region runs from base 1 to 792 and encodes 263 amino acids. Lineage: Eukaryota; Metazoa; Chordata; Mammalia; Carnivora; Canidae. The record is from RefSeq and is a predicted model, not a curated record. The transcript has 6 exons.